Molecule: messenger RNA, 2687 nt
Organism: Argiope bruennichi
Lineage: Eukaryota; Metazoa; Arthropoda; Arachnida; Araneae; Araneidae
Product: Na(+)/citrate cotransporter-like
Exons: 13
Coding region: 62-1756 (564 amino acids)
Biological process (GO): citrate transport; monoatomic anion transmembrane transport
Cellular component (GO): membrane
Molecular function (GO): succinate transmembrane transporter activity; citrate transmembrane transporter activity
Source: RefSeq, a predicted model, not a curated record
GUGAGCGAAUAGAAUACCAUCUUAUUGGGGGUUGUGUUAAAGAAGCGGGAUCUACGAAAAAAUGGUGAAAGCGGAUGGUUCCAGAAGACCUGCUUCGAGUCGAAUCAAUAUUUUUAAAUAUAUUUUUGGAUUUCUGAUCCCUAUUAUUUUGUUACCCUUGAUUCUUGUAAAGGAUUCUAAGGAAGCACGAUGCGGCUACGUGGUUUUGCUGAUGGCCUGUUACUGGGUUGUAGAGCCGAUUCCGGUGGCCGCUACCUCGUUGCUUCCAGUUGUUCUCUUUCCUUUGCUCGGGGUCAUCACCACAAACGAAGCAAGUGGGGAGUACAUGAAUGGAACGAAUAUGAUGUUCGUAGGAGGCCUUUUUAUGGCUGUAGCUAUCGAAGAAUGCAAUUUGCACAAACGAAUCGCUUUAAAUGUCCUGAGAUGGGUAGGCCCAACACCCUUAUGGAUGAUUUUCGGUUUCAUGAGCACGUCCAUGUUUUUGUCUAUGUGGAUCAGCAACACGGCCACUGCAGCUCUCAUGGUUCCCAUAAUCGAGGCAGUCAUGGAAGAGAUGAGAGGAAAGACGAAUGACAAAGAUGAGAUGAUCGAGAUGAAAAAAACUUCUGUUAUUGCAAUUGACGUUAAACCUGUAACUGAAAAUGGAGUUUUUCCAGAAUCACAGUCAAGGGAUUCCAACGAUCCACCGUUGCCAAUCGCUCCUGAUAGUCCAAAUCGUCUUCAUAUGAUUGCAGUGCUGAAACGUGCCAUGUUCUUAAGCGUAGCCUAUGCAGCCAAUAUAGGUGGGACUGGAACCUUGACGGGAACGGGUCCAAAUCUUGUCGUCAAAUCCGUGACUGAAAAACUCUUUCCCGAGUCGAAUGAUUUGACCUUUGAUAAAUGGAUGAUAUUCAACGUCCCGGUCAUGCUCCUCUGUGUCAUUGUUGCUUGGGGUUAUCUGUGCCUCGUUCACGUCCGGAAAGCAUCGACGGUUUACACCAGUGCAGUGAAGAAAAGUCUGCAGCAAGUAAUAGACAAAAAAUACGAGGAGCUGGGCCCUAUGACCUUCCAAGAAAAAGGUGUGUCCGUCCUGUUUUUUCUGCUCGUAAUGCUGUGGAUAUUCAGAAACCCACAUUUCAUCACCGGCUGGGGAAGCUACUUUCCUGUAAAAAUAUCUGAUGCCACUCCAGCCAUCGGAAUUCCAAUUCUGCUCUUCCUGAUUCCUUCAGAGCCUCUGAAGCUGGGCCGCAGUCGCCCCUUACUGGAAUGGAGGACGAUCCAACACAAAGUGCCUUGGGGGGUGAUCAUACUCCUGGGAGGAGGAUUUUCUCUGGCUCUCGCAUCUGAGAAAUCUGGGCUGUCUAAAUGGGUGACACAGCAGCUUCUCUUGUUAAACAUUUCUUCUCCUUUGGCGGUGGUUUCUCUACUCUGCAUCAUGACUGCUAUCCUCACAGAAUUCACAAGCAAUGUGGCGACGGCAAAUGUCAUUCUGCCCGUGGUCGCUGAAUUGGCUGUUGCUAUGAGAAUACACCCUAUGUUCCUGAUGGUUCCUGUGACAAUAUCCUGUUCUUUCGCCUUUAUGUUGCCCGUAGCAACACCUCCAAAUGCCAUAGUUUAUGAAGCUGGUGAAAUGAGUACGUUGGAUAUGCUGAAGCCAGGGAUUCUGAUGAACUUUGCUUGCGUCGCUAUUGAAGUCUUGAUGAUCAGUACUUAUGGAAAGGUGGUUUUCGAUUUCGCUGAAUUUCCAUCUUGGGCGAACAGCACCAUAACUACUUGAUGCAGAGCUUAGUUAUUCUUCAGAGAUUUGCAGCACUUCCAUCGGAAAAAAGCAUUGACAGCUCUUUUCAUUCAUUCAAGAAACCUCAUAUCUCAUUAAGAAAGCCAAAGAAAGAGACUGAAUAUGAAUUUUCCAUACCGUGAUCGAAGAAUAAUAAUCUACAAAAGUCUUCCAUCCUUUAUGGAUUUCUGUGAGAAAAAAUAUAUACGAGCUUUUGUGUAAUCCAAGUUAAGUUCAAGCUUUUGUAAAGUCCUUCCAUCAACUAAUCAUUGAAAUUUUCAUAUGUAAAUAUCAUCAAUCAAAGCAAUUUUUUUUUUACUUAAAAAAACUUACAAAAUAUAUAAUUUGCUUUCAGAUGACAUCAUUUUAUUUUUUAUUGUUUUUAUUGACUUUCGUAAUCAAUAAAUUUACCUAUUCAAAUAAAUCUACUUAUUAAAUAAGAAAAUAACGAAAAUAAUUUUCAUUUCAAGAUUAUCGAGUUUUAAAACUGGAAUUCUUUUAGAAUACAGAAUCGCACUGCGAAUAUUCGUCCAGAAUAAGUUAUUCAAUUAUUAAUUACUGUAAUAAAAGGGGAGAGUAACUCUACUUUUCAAAUAUUAAAGCUAUUUCUUUGAUGUUAAUCUUUCAUUGAAAAAUUCUAACUUUAAAAAAAUACAUUUUAAUUGCAUUUUAGAAACUAAUUCGUUUUUAAAAGUGAAUAUAUUUAAGGGGGAAUAUUGAGGGAAUGUAAAUUUUUUUAGGGGGGAGAGGUAUUGAGAAUUUAAACUUUUGUUUUUAUUGCUUUUUCUAAAGUUGUUAUAUUUUAUUUUGUUUUAUUUUUUAAUGCAAUGUUGAAUGUUUUUGUAGCACCAUUUGCAUAUGAUUCUUAAAGAUAUAACAUUGUAAAAACUUUAACUAUUUUGAUGUUUAAAUAUUUACUCAAUUUUGAACA